AUGAGAAAAAAGCUUACUACAAAGCCUAUUUUCUUACGUUAUCAUGCUUGCAGAACGAUUUACUAUCAUGGUUUUCUUGCCGAAGCUGUCACGUACAACGACGACGACGAGGAAUACGAGCAAGAGAGUCCAGGAAACGGCGGCUUCAAUCCACUGUACACACUCAGGAAAUACAUUUACGGAUACGGAGAGGAGGAUGCGAACGGAGAGUAUCGUAGAAACGUCAAGGACGAUGAACUGGAGAACUGGAAAGGUCGAUGGAUGCCUGACAGACCAGAUGAUCCACUUCCUCCGCCUAAAAUAUUUCCAGAAAAUGAACGAGGAGACUUAUCGGUACAUUCCCUUCAUGGAAUUCCAAUGGGACAACCCUCUGCUACCUGUGAUGAUGCCAAGACAAACUUGACAUUAGAUUGGGAUGGAAGUCCCAUCAACCACACCUGUUACGACAAGAAAAUAGUACCAGACAGAGAAACCCUGGCAUUCAAAUACUGCUUACACAUACCAAAGUAUUACGUCGCGAUGCACAAAUGCAUGUACGAGAAGAUAGAGUACGACGACGACGUGCCACUAUACGGAGCGCACAGACCUUUAUGGCCAGUCUAUGGAGAGUACAAAUUUUUGCCCAAACAACGAUGGCUGCACAGCCUGGAGCAUGGAGCCAUCGUGGCGUUGUAUCAUCCGUGUGCCAAUCCGUUGGAGGUGAAACGCCUGAAAAAUCUGGUCACCGGCUGCUUGCGACGACAUAUUAUUACUCCUAGUAAUGCGUUGAGUGAACAGCGUCCAUUAGCCGUGGUCUCCUGGGGAUGCAGACUGACGAUGUCACGCGUAGAUCCUUCACUGGUGAUCGAGUUCAUACGCGGACACGCCCUUCAAGGACCAGAGAACAUCUCCAAAGACGGUGAUUUUGAAGAGGGUCUGUUGUACAGAGCCAGAACAGUGUCCGACUUGAACGACACGACCUUAUGCCCGAACGCGAUCGACGUUUAACCUCGCCAACAUAUAUACACACCUCUGCGUGUACAUAUCGCAUUACUUCAUUAUUUAUUUACUGUAUCUUGCUUGGAACCGUUUCUAACGAGGUUGAAUAAAACGAUGCGCUGAAACGAUGGUCUUCCGUAUCUGUCCGUCUCAAGAAGGGCGAAACGAAUGAACGUCCGAUGUACUCCCGUUACAUAUUGUAUAUUGUUCAUCUUUCGAGAGAAGAUCGUUAAAUACAUUGAACAUCGUGUCGGUUUUUAAAAUCUCUUUGCGGACCUUUGUUAUCUACAAACGUAUAGUAACUUGACUCGUAGUGCUGCUGACUAUAAUCGUUAUUCCUGCGAAUACGUAUCUUCGAUGAUAUAUAAAAUUAAGGUAAGACAGGUAACGCUACGAUAUUUCGUUAAUGUAAAAUAUACUACUCGUCUACUCAAUAGUAAGUCGUUAACGUAAAAGAAUAGAAUUGUACAGCAAACGCUUGGCUUCGUUUUCGCUUUAGUAAUAGAACGGUGGAUCAAAAGGUGAUUUGACAACGCGAGGGGAAAUCGGUUCGCGAGACCGAAAACGACGAAUCUCCAACGGUUCUAUACUUCGCGUUCGGAAGCCUUCGUCGACUCUCGGCCGCGCUCGGCCGUCUUCGUUACUUUUCGCUCCCUUCGCUACUUUUCCCGCUUUGUGCAUUUCCUUGGCGACGAUUUCGCCCUCGCGUUACUCGAGGAGGCUAAACGUUACGACGGUGGAGGAUUCUUAAGAUUAUUGCCAACUUUGUACAGUAUCGAUUAAUAAUAUAAUGAUAAUAACAGUGAUAUAUCGUAUUAAAGACGGAAACGAAAUAACGAUCUAUCGUUUUCAAGAGAGAGAGAGACAGAGAGAAAGAGAAAGAGAAACAUAUACAGAGAGAGAGAGAGAGAAACGAAAAUUCGCGUACAACUGAUAGGCAGAAAAAACACCGUUGAUUUUAUUUAAUAAGUCACCGUUAAUACAGAUCUCUGUCUUUUUUUUGCUAGUUUUAUUUUACGAAUUUUUCCCUAUAUGAUGUAUUCUACGAUAAAAAGUAUUCUCGUACUUUUCUUUGAACGUGCUAAAGUUUUGCUGCCUUAUAUUUCGCUCGCCCCAGUUGUUCGAGGGCCUCCAAUGCGCGGGGCAUCUUUGGAAGAUUUCCCUCGCGUACAA
Messenger RNA from Megachile rotundata (alfalfa leafcutting bee), 2151 nucleotides. RefSeq lists its product as uncharacterized. Gene Ontology annotation, cellular component: cytoplasm. NCBI's taxonomy places the organism in Eukaryota, Metazoa, Arthropoda, Insecta, Hymenoptera, Megachilidae. The record is from RefSeq and is a predicted model, not a curated record.